Messenger RNA from Rhodamnia argentea, 1077 nucleotides. Its product is annotated as RING-H2 finger protein ATL64. The transcript has a single exon. Bases 203 to 1018 code for a protein of 271 amino acids. The record is from RefSeq and is a predicted model, not a curated record. Lineage: Eukaryota; Viridiplantae; Streptophyta; Magnoliopsida; Myrtales; Myrtaceae.
GAUUGAACCGCAAAAAGGAAGGAAGGAAGGCAGUGAAAAAGGCCGGGCCACUUGUACAAGUCUCAGAGAAUGAACAUUAGCGUCCUAACGGCGGCACACAGGAAGGAACCUUCCCCUCCUAUUUCCCUCCUUCCCUCCCUCCAUUAAAACCCUCCCUUCCCAAAUCUGCACCUCUACCUUCACCUUCACCUCUGUCUCUCGUAUGGACAACUUCGACGACUCCACCACUCCAACGGCGAGCGCCUCCGUCGCCGUUGCUCGCUCCGGCCACUACGCCCUCGACGGCAAGAUAAUGCUCUGCACCGUCGUCGUCCUCUUCGUUGCCCUCCUCGUCAUCCUCAGCUUCCACAGCUAUGCCCGCUGGUUCAUCCGCCGCCGCCGCAGUGUCCGCCACCGGCGCUUCAACCACGACUCCUCCCCGCUGGCCGCUGACUCACCCUCCGGCGGUGGCGGCCUCGCCGAGUGCAUCCUCAAGUCCCUCCCCGUCUUCACUUUUGUGAGCUCCAGAGACGGCGACGUUGGCCGGUUCAUCGAGUGCGCCGUCUGCCAGUCGGACUUCGAGGACGGCGAGACGGGCCGUCGUUUGCCCAUGUGCGAGCACGUUUUCCACGCAGGCUGCAUCGACACGUGGUUUGAGUCUCACUCAAGCUGCCCGCUCUGCAGAGCCCCGUUUCAGGCCGACUUUCGGGCAGCUACGGAGGGGGCUCCACAGGAGGACGUCGGCGGCGCUGCGGCGGCGCAGGGGGUGUUUUGGUUGGUUGAGGUUUCCGAGAGUGAGGCUCGUAUGAGUUCGUCUUUGUCUUCCUCACCGUCGCCGUUGUCGUCUUGUUGUGGUUCUUGUUCUUCGCCACCAUCGCAGGAGAAGGCGGUCGCAUUAGAGGGAAUAACUGUGGAAGAGCCGCCGCCGGCAAUGGAGGAGAGAUAUAAGGAGUUGGAGAAAAUGGGUCUGCCCGAACGUAAUCGGUCCAAGUCCCCGGGUUAUCGGAUCCUGUCCUUGAAAAGGAUCUGGAGUAUCUGACAAACCUAAUGGGGCAAAACUGUUCUCUUUUUUUUUUUUUUUUGUAGCCUCUUUCCUUU